AUGUCGGAUGAUGAUGACUAUGGCGACGGAUACGAUGACACAGAAUUCCUAAACGCAGCUACUCAGGUCGAAGUUGAGAAGGAAAACACGCCUGCAUUCCGGCCAUCGCCACGACCAACCAAACGCCGCAAAGUCAGCCAAGCAUGUGAGAAAGCCAAGCCCAUUCCAUCCAGGAAGACACCGGUUCGACGACGGCAACCUUUCGCAGCAUCAUCUAAUCACGACGAAUCCGAUGUCGCAGCGGACAAUGAGUCAUUUGGUGUAAAUGGCAAAGAUGAUUCGCCUGCGACAAGUGAAGAGCCACAAGAAAAACAGCCUUCUAGUCGUAAGAAAAGGGCUGCGUCCAAACAACAAAACGAUGUUGUUGAUGAGGAUGAGGAUGCAUCGCCUGCAAGAACAACAAUUGCCCAGAAGAGGCGAGACCGCAUACAUAUACCGACAACGGAACUGGACAUGACAGACAUCUUCUUCACCCAACCGCCACAAGAGCAUUCUCCACCGUGGAAGCCUAGAGGUGCAAUAUGGGCAAAGCCGACCAGCAUCGGAGUACACAAACCUUUGGCAGAGCCUACGAAAUGGACUGGGUUGGAUGCAAUGAAGACAAUGGCUUUGCCUGGGAGGCAGUCAAUCUCAUCGCGACCUAAGGCAAUAACUCCAGUCGCUGUGGACGAGCCCGAAUCGCCUAUUGAGGACGACCGAAUUCUUCAGUCGCCUUCGAUAAUUGGCGCACAAGUGGCCUACGACUACGCGCAAGAUCUGGCCGAUCUACCAUCUGACGCCUUCUCAUCGUCAACAGCUUCACCGCAAAAGCAGGACGACGAUGGCGAUAUUAUCAUGCUAGCAGAGAGUCGAAAGAGGAUAGCGCCACCUCAGGGCAGCCUACGACAGACCACCUUGUUUGGGCGGCAGGGUGCUAGUGGUCAGAUCCCGCCAUCACAGGCGAACAAGCGUUACAACUUUAUUGUUGAUCAGAGACAAGAACCUCCGACGCAUCACAAGCUGGAUCACGAAGCCUUGAAAACUUGGGUAUAUCCAACAAAUCUUGGGACAAUUCGAGACUACCAGUUCAACAUCGUUCAGCGAGGAUUGUUCCACAACCUUCUCGUUGCCCUGCCGACUGGUCUUGGAAAGACUUUCAUCGCAGCGACGAUCAUGCUAAAUUGGUAUCGGUGGACAACAGAGUCACAGAUUGUGUUUGUUGCGCCUACGAAACCGCUCGUUUCCCAACAGGUUGGAGCCUGCUUUGGAAUUGCUGGUAUACCCCGUUCAGCUACGACCAUGCUUACAGGAGGCAUCCAACCAGGGCUCAGAUCGGAGGAGUGGAAGAGCAAACGAGUAUUUUUCAUGACUCCCCAGACAUUGCUGAACGACCUGAAAAACGGGUAUGCCGAUCCGAAAAAGAUUGUCCUACUUGUAGUUGACGAGGCGCAUCGAGCAACUGGGUCCUAUGCGUAUGUGGAAGUAGUGAGCUUUUUGAGACGCUUUAACCAAAGCUUUCGUGUCUUGGCUCUUACAGCUACACCGGGCGCGGACGUCGAGUCGGUUCAGAAGGUUAUCGACGGGCUGGACAUCUCGAGAGUUGAAAUUCGAACAGAAAACUCGAUGGACAUCUGCAACUAUGUACAUCAGCGCACAGUUGAAAAGCGCGUCUUCCAGAACAGCGAUGAGAUGGAGAUGUGCAUGGACUUGUACAGCCAAGCUCUACAGCCAUUAGUCAAUCAAGUGGCUGGAUUGGGUGCAUACUGGAGUAACGACCCUCGAACUUUAACUCCUUUUGGUUGUACGCAAGCAGCAAGCAAGUGGACGAACGAAGCGGGACGCCAUGCCAACCCAGGCGUGAAGAACAUGGUCCGCACUAUUUUGACUCUACUAGCUUCUAUUGCCCACGGAAUGGAUUUGCUCAAGUUUCAUGGUAUGGCACCGUUCUACACCAAACUGAAAGACUUUAGAGACGAUAGCCAUAAAACGAAGUCAAAGUAUAGGAAGCAAGUUCUCGACAGCGACGCAUUCAAGAAGCUCAUGGCGCGGCUGGACACUUGGGUCAACGACGAGAAUUUCGCCGGCCACCCCAAACUCGAGUAUGUGCAAGAGUGCAUUUUGGAGCACUUUGUCAACGCAGGCGAAGGGCCAAACGCUUCUCAAACCAGGAUUAUGGUGUUUGCUCACUUCCGUGACAGCGCCGAGGAGAUCGUUCGCAUACUCAAGAAACACGAGCCCAUGAUUCGGCCCCGUGUAUUUGUUGGGCAGUCAACAGCAAAAAACUCCGAAGGCAUGAAUCAGAAGGAGCAACUGGAAGUCAUCGACAAGUUCAAGGCGGGCACCUUUAACACUCUUAUCGCCACCUCCAUUGGUGAAGAAGGUCUGGAUAUUGGCGAAGUUGAUCUCAUCAUUUGUUACGAUUCAAAAGCAUCGCCAAUCCGCAUGUUGCAAAGGAUGGGACGUACUGGUCGCAAGCGUGAAGGAAAGAUUAUCAUGCUUCAAAUGCAGGGCAAAGAAGAAAAUGACGCGAACAAGGCGAAGGACAGUUAUGAAAAGAUGCAAGAGCUUAUUGCCAAUGGGUCACACUUCACCUUCCACGACGAAAUCUCGCGACGGAUUGUACCAUCCGACGUCAAACCUGUUGUUGAUCGCCGAGCUAUCGAGAUACCUCCGGAGAACUCGCAGCAGGGUUGGCUGCCAGAGCCAAAGAAGAGUGGUCGAACGAAGAAGCCACCCAAGAAGUUCCACAUGCCGGAUGGGGUGCUGACCGGUUUCGUCACCGCGGGGUGCAUGGGUGAAGAGAUCGUCCCGAAAGGACGCGGUAAGAAAGCGCCAGCCAUCAUGUACCCUAGCGAGGAGGUGCUCGAAGUGCCGUCGCUCGAGUUAGUCUUACUGGAUGGAUCGGCGACAAACGAUCUAGAAAGACGCUUCCAAACCGUUUACGACGACGAUGAUGCCCCAAUGGUCGGCGCUCUAGACCUUAGCCAGCAUGCAGAUCAUCAACGGACCUUGACCCACACAGAGCUUUUGUCAAGACCUGGGCAGAAGACACGGAACUUUGUUUCAACUAUGCAGCGAAUACAUGCCAUGAACAGCGACCGUAUAGAAUUGUUCAAGCGAAAUCUCCACCACUCUGACUACGAGUCAGACUGUGUAGGCGAUGAUGUUCUCACAGCAAACACAGACUUGCGACCCCUCAUAUGCGAAGACAUGUGGGCUGAAGACGGCCCUACGUCGGAAGAACUCACCACGACAAAAGCAAAGCCUAAAGCCAAGUCAAAGGCACCGCCUAAGCCCAAGGCCAAAUCAGUGCCUAAACCGAAGACGAAGGCACCGCGAGAAACGCCAGCUCCUCGCGGCCGCCCACGUAAGGAAACUGCCGCCACCGCUGCUGCAGUGGAGACGCCGAUCCGUCCGCCAAAAGCAAAAAGCCAGACACCAAGGACAAGGACACCCAACUGGAAGGUGUCGGCUCUGGCAGGAGAAGGCGAAGAAUCAUCUCCACCACCCACGGACCCGCGGUUCUGUGUUGCCUCCCAGGCUGAUACAAUAGGCUCGGAUGAUACCAAUGACGGCGAAGAGGAGGAUCCAUCGCUUUGGAAGUUAGACUCUGAGCUGAACAGUUUUAUCGUCGAUGGGACAGUUGAAGAGGAGGACGAAGUUCCAGCAUCAAGCCUCCCUGGUCUUGACUUCAACGGUCUUGGAAAAGCUACCCAGGCAAUGAUUAGAUCCGCCACUAAGCCUAAGAGGUCUGUAAAAGCUGAGAAGCUGUUCACGAGCGACAUCACAGACGACGAUGCAGUGGUGAGUAGUGAUAGUGAUGACGAUGCACCAUUGGUCAAGCUAGGCGGAGAUGCGAACGGAAAGCUAGCUUUCGUCGUAGCCUCCGACUCAGAAGAGGAGUCUGCUCCUGUUGUGCCAAGGAAGAGAGCGCGCAGAGUCAUUGACGACGAUGAAGAUGACGAAUGA
This is a messenger RNA of Ascochyta rabiei, 3948 nucleotides long. Its product is annotated as DNA helicase. The transcript has a single exon. Lineage: Eukaryota; Fungi; Ascomycota; Dothideomycetes; Pleosporales; Didymellaceae. Gene Ontology annotation, biological process: interstrand cross-link repair; replication fork reversal; double-strand break repair via synthesis-dependent strand annealing. The record is from RefSeq and is a predicted model, not a curated record. The coding region runs from base 1 to 3948 and encodes 1315 amino acids. Gene Ontology annotation, molecular function: ATP binding; four-way junction DNA binding; hydrolase activity.